AUGGCUGGUUCUAGCGCAGCGUUAUACAGGAAGAAGACUUUCAUUUAUGUGCCUCCAUCACCGCCGGCUGAACUUAUCCAAUCUACAUCUUACACACUCGACUUUGCAGCUCGUAAGUUUGUUCAAAUCGGCGUUGACCCAACAGAAAAAUUUAAAGUCAUCGUACAUUUGUUAACUUCGUCGCGUUACGUGUAUAUUACCCCAGAUUUUUUAAAAAAAUUUUUCUCGUUUAUGGGGAGUAUUUUAUCCUUUAUACUUGACACUCCACAAAGGUAUAAGCGAGUGGUAUUUUUCGAAGACGAAAUGAUUAAAUUAUCGAGUAUGGUAUACAACGAAGAAAAUAUGUUGGUGAUAGAAGCAAAAAAACAACAAGGAUAUAGAGUAUUGCUGAAUCGAGCGGACCUUAUUCGCCUUCAAUAUCUGGAGCGUUGUAUUAUUGAGAGUAUUAGUCGGAAAGAAAUAUUCACCAUACCGAUAAUUCUAAAACAAUAUGAUGCGAUUGUUAAUUUUCUGUACGCGAAAUGUUCGCUCGAAAAACAGCCACCGAAAAAUGUCGAUGAGAUGAGAAUGUUUGUUAAUAAAAACACGCAUUAUAGUAGCGAAAUAGUCGAAACUUGUCCAGACUUAACCGAUCAAAUACAAAUGUGUGCAGCUAAACAAAUAUCAGAAUCUAUUCUAAAUCGGAUGGCGCAAGACUCGCAAGAGCCGCUGGAUCAUAUUGACGACUCCCAGGUACCAGACGAGAUUCGUAGCCCACAGUUGUGUGACGUGAACGAUGGGUCAGAUUUUUUCAAUCAAUUCAGGGAACUGUCUCUAUUCAUUACGUCACCCCCUCCUCAACCGACAUUUGCCGAACACCCAACACCAGUACGCAAUGUUAAGCGACAACUAUUUUAA
Molecule: messenger RNA, 897 nt
Organism: Sipha flava (yellow sugarcane aphid)
Lineage: Eukaryota; Metazoa; Arthropoda; Insecta; Hemiptera; Aphididae
Exons: 2
Coding region: 1-897 (298 amino acids)
Source: RefSeq, a predicted model, not a curated record